This is a messenger RNA of Macrosteles quadrilineatus (aster leafhopper), 2062 nucleotides long. RefSeq names its product prolyl 4-hydroxylase subunit alpha-1-like. Gene Ontology annotation, molecular function: L-ascorbic acid binding; procollagen-proline 4-dioxygenase activity; iron ion binding. Lineage: Eukaryota; Metazoa; Arthropoda; Insecta; Hemiptera; Cicadellidae. Gene Ontology annotation, cellular component: endoplasmic reticulum. Gene Ontology annotation, biological process: peptidyl-proline hydroxylation to 4-hydroxy-L-proline. The record is from RefSeq and is a predicted model, not a curated record. The transcript is spliced from 11 exons. The coding region runs from base 72 to 1598 and encodes 508 amino acids.
UUAAGGGUUUGGAUUUAACCUAACCUGAAAAUAGUGUACAGGGGCCCCAGGAGGUAGUAGGCUUAUCCCUGAUGUUAACACUUAGUGCUACAGCCAGUCAACAGUAUCAGUACUACACGUCCAAUGAUGCCUUGGAGGACUUGUACGAGAUGGAACUAGCUCUCCUUACUAAGGUGGGAGAGUAUAUUCAGGAACAACAAAACAUCCUUACUCUCCUUAUUGGCCGGUAUGAUCAAGCCGUGUACACACUGUCUAACAUAGUCAGUCGGGACAUGUAUGUGUCCAACCCCAUCAAUGCAUUCUCCUUGGUACGCAGACUCACGCAGGACUGGCCUCGUACAUUGAGCCUCAUCAAUAAUGAAUUAUUGAAAGACUUUAGCCUACCCAAAGAAGAAGACUUUGCAGGUGCAGUGAGAGCAUUAACCAGACUGCAAGAUGUGUAUGAUAUCAGUGCUGAAACUCUGGCCCAAGGACACCUGCCUGGCACCCACAGAACUGCCCUGCUAACUGCUGCAGACUGUGUAUCUGUCGCUCAGUUCUACAGAGCCAGGAUGGACUACACUCUAGCUACCGAUUGGUUACUAGAGGCACUAGACAAGGUCUAUGAUGACAAGACUUGUUCACCAGCAGUUGUGUUGGAAAACAUCUUCAUCACAACUUGUUUUGAAGGUGACCACGAACUAUCUUCAUUCUACCUCAACAAGCUGCUAGAUCAAUAUCCCUCUCACCUUCCUCCCACCAGUCACUUGAAGGACUACAACCUGGCUCUCUCAGGGAAGUGUGGUGAGAUUACAGAAGCGAGAAAGAAGAUCAAAGUAAAAAGCAUACCGGAGAUGCCAGAGGAGGGGAUAGAUGAGUACAACUCCAUGUGUAGAGCACACGUGAGUUCUCCAGCUUCUCAUCUGAGAUGUCACCUGGUUCACUACCACCGCCCACACCUGCGUCUACAGCCAUUCAAACUGGAGGAACUGCACCUAGACCCUCCAGUAGUCAUGUUUCAUCAGGUCAUCUCAAAUGAAGAGAUCAAAUACCUCCAGCACACGGCUUAUCCUCUGAUGAAGCCAGCCAAGGUGCGGAUGUCUGAUGGUAAUCACAGUGUUGCCAACUACCGCACCAGUCACAUCGCAUGGAUAGACGAUUCAGACCCUAUCAGCGCCAGGCUAUCUAGAAGAGUGGCAACACUGACCAACCUGCACGUGUCGUCUGCAGAGAUGAACCAAGUGAACAACUACGGACUGGCAGGCGAGUACGCAACCCAUCUGGACGCUGUUGAAGGGGUAAACUUAACUCAAGGAGAUCCUGAUGGCAACAGACUCGCUACUUUCAUGAUUUAUAUGAGCGAUGUCAUUUGGGGAGGUCACACAGUGUUCCUAGACCUUGACCUGUCUGUGAGGCCAGUCAAGGGCUCAGCACUGUUCUGGUAUAAUCUGCAUCAGGAUGGCUCUGUAGACUAUAGGAUGAGACAUGCCAGUUGUCCUGUAAUUGUGGGGAAUAAGUGGGUUCUCAACAAGUGGUUGCAUGAGAAAGGUCAGGACCUCAAUGAUUACCCUCCUUGUAAGCUCCGCAGGGAAGACAGCUGGAGCAACUUUUAUCUCUAAUUUGGAUAAUCUAUUGUGGCUACUCAUCUUACCAGAAACCCUGAACAAAUUUUUAAACAGUUAAAAUAUUAAUACAAACCAUAUAGCAUAUCUAUUAGGAAUUUGUAAACCCAAACAAAAAUAGGACACCAAAUCCUCUUACCUCAAUAGAAUACAGUUCCUUAUAUAUUUUCUUAGUGUAUUUACCAGGUUUUUGUUCUCAUUAAAACAUUAGAUAGGUAUUUAAUGAACAUCAGUUUUAAGAAAAGUAAGAUUGUAAGUUGUGUUUAUGAUAUUGGUGCAAACAACUAUAGGUCUAAUCUAAAUUUGUUUAGUGUCAGAGGCAAUUUUAUAUUUUUUUUACUAUUGGCAGGAACAAAAAUACAUUAUCCUUUAUUUUAUUUACAUUUAAACAGAAAGAAAACAAGAAAUAUUUUCUAAUUAUGUUUUUCUAUGCUUCUCUUUCUUAGUACCACUAUAGUUCA